GAUAGAGUUUGGUACAUUACUAAAAUGAAUCUCGAACUCGGACCAACUUUUGCUCCUCGUUGAUUUACAGCCCCCGUGGAUACUAAACCGACCGGGCUUCCAGACCAAGAACGCGGCCACGGCGGGUUUCCUCUGCACCCAAUCAGACUGUAAACCUACUGGGAUAAAUACUCUGAGAAAUCGGUUAAACCUACAAACCCUCCAAUAUCGUCUCAUAUAAACACAUCUCAUGUCGAUACCAUCCGAGGCAACCCUUGAAGAAGAAGAAGAAGAAGAAGAGCCACAACAAGAAAGAAACCCGGAACCAUCUCAUCAUCCCACCGCCCCUUCUGAUGAGUUAUUUGACAUCUCUACGACAGUUGAUCCUGGUUAUAUCAUAUCGUUAAUACGGCAACUUCUUCCCCCAGACGUCAGGAAUUGUAAUAAAUCUCAUGGAGUCAAUGCUUGUGAUCCCUCUACUCAAGGAUCAGAAGCUGAGGGAAGGGAAGAAAGUGCAGUCUUGGUAUCCCAGAAUGGACUUCUGAAUUACCAUAACAUUGAAAUUGAGGCGAUGGAUACCGUUGAAUUUACUGGUCAGGAUGAGGGAGACGAUGGAUCCCUUGAAAAACAAGGUGAAACAGCAGGGAAAGAUACUUGGGAAGACUGUGGAUGCAUUUUGUGGGAUCUUGCAGCUAGUAAAACACAUGCUGAAUUCAUGGUGCAAAACCUUGCUCUUGAUGUGCUCUUGGCAAAUCUAAUGGUUCCUCAAUCUGUUCGUGUUACAGAAAUUACGUUAGGAAUAAUAGGAAAUCUUGCUUGCCAUGAAGUGUCUCGCAAGCACAUAGCAUCUACCAAUGGACUGAUUGAAGUAAUUGUUGAUCAGCUGUUUUUAGAUGACGCCUCUUGCCUGUGUGAAGCUUACCGGGUAUUAACUUUGGGUCUUCAAGGUUGUGGAUACAAUGCUUGGGCUGAGGCAUUGGGACCUGAAAAUAUUCUAUCCCGUGUUUUAUGGGUUGCAGAAAACACCUUAAAUCCACAGCUUAUAGAAAAGAGUGUGGGGCUACUGUUAGCCAUCUUACAAAGUGAGCAGGAAGUAGUUGCUUCUCUUCUUCCAAGGUUGAUGCAGUUGGGUCUUCCAGUUCUUGUAGUUAAUCUCUUGACGAGUGAGAUGAGCAAAUUAGCAGGAGAAAGAGUGCCUGAAAGGUACUCCAUUCUUGAUUUAAUUCUUCAGACAAUUGAAGCUCUUUCUGUCAUUGAUGAUUAUUCUCAAGAAGUCAGUUCUAACGCGGAACUUUUUCAACUACUCAUUGAUCUGGUUAAAUUUCCUGACAAAAUUGAGGUUGCCAACUCUUGUGUGACUGCUGCUAUUUUGAUUGCAAAUAUACUGACUGAUGUAGGUGAUCCAGCGUUAGAGAUAUCCCAGGACUUGUCUUUUUUACAGGGUCUAUUUGAUAUCUUUCCUUUUGCUUCGGAUGAUAUAGAAGCAAGAAGUGCAAUUUGGAGCGUCAUUGCAAGACUACUGGUUCAAGUUCAAGUAACUCUGAUGAGUUCAUCAUCACUCCACCAAUAUGUUUCAGUUUUCUUAAGCAAAGCAGAGGUGAUUGAAGACGAGCUCCUUGACCCAUUAGACAGCUGCAAGGAUGCUGCAAAAUUAAGUGCUAGAAAUACAGCUCUGAGAACGAUUAUCAGUAUUUUAGGCCAAUGGACUGGCUCAAAGGAAUCUAUUGAGAGCAAUUCAAUGGGGAAUAAUCGUGUUAUUGAUGAGACCAUUGCAAGAUUGUUGGAACACUGUCACAAAAACACUAAAUCUAAUGCAGGAUCAUGAAUCAAGGACUUGUCAUCCUCUGAAUAUCUCCCUGCCAUCUCACUAGCAUCAUUAUAUACUAUUUUCGUGGAUCUCUUGCCAUGUAGUUUGUUCAAGCUACUGAAGAAACCAUUUCCAGGGCUGUAUUGUGAGAGACCACCCUUGUCUUCCUUUUUUUUCACUUUCAAAAGGCAUAGACCCAGAAGAGUUGAAGCAACAGUAUCGGUUACAGGUAUGAGCAUUCAAUCAUUAAGAAUACGAUCUGAAUGCAAAGGACGGACUUCUGGGACAGUAGGAGUCAGAUGGGGUUUGGUGUGUUGGGUUUAGCCUCCUCAGAUGCAUUCUUUGGUGAAAAGAAUUGACUCAAACAAUCAAAGGCACAAUCAGAGGCAGAACUUGUACAAUCAGUUUUUUUUUUUUUUUAAUCAGCAUACAAUCAGGUUGAAUGCAGCCAUUCUUACAAGAAGCUGUUGUCGUUGAGUCUUUGUUUAUGUAACUCGUCAUGCCUCUUUCCUGGUGUGGUAGACUGUAGAUAUCAAGUCGAAUGUGAGAUAAUAUGAUGUCUUUGCUACAAUUUGUGAGGUGAUUUCCUUGCCUGUAGUUUAGUUGCUACUGCUUUAGUUGCAAGACUUUUGAUGUUUCUUGUC
Rhododendron vialii is the source of this 2430-nucleotide messenger RNA. RefSeq lists its product as uncharacterized. NCBI's taxonomy places the organism in Eukaryota, Viridiplantae, Streptophyta, Magnoliopsida, Ericales, Ericaceae. The transcript has 11 exons. The record is from RefSeq and is a predicted model, not a curated record. Bases 230 to 1804 code for a protein of 524 amino acids.